UGUUUCAGUAAGUUGAAAGCAGCACAUGAGUUCGUUCGGCUAACUCUCAUUAUUGGUUUCUCUUUUUUUUUUCCGUUUAAGUAAAAUAAAAACAACAAAAAAAAAAUAUAAUAAUAUGAAAAUGUCGAUGUAAUUUUAAUGUAAAUUUAUAAUAUUUUGGUGCGAAUGAAAAAUGUUUGUGUUGUGAUUAAUUUUAUUUGUUUUUGGGGCCCGUUUCUCUAUUUAAUGUAUUUUUAUUGAAACAAGUGAAAUUCAAAAAAUUGUAUUGUUUUCUAUAAGAAAAGAUUGUAUCUUCAUUCAAAAGAGGGUGCACCUGACUAAAGUGAUGUUUAGAUCAAUUCAAAAAGGUUACCCAAAAUUAGUAUCUAGAUACCAUAAGGUCUUCUAACGUAUAUGUAUUUUGAAGAUACAAAAGAUACUUGUUUGUUGUUUAUUUUUUUUGUAUAUUUUUUUUUGCGUUUUUAUAAAUUUGAAAAAUAAAAACAAAAACAAAAAUUUGAUUCAUAAUUAAUAAAAAAAAAAAAAAAAUUGAUAAUAAUCUUGGAUUGUGCUUUUGUGAUCUUCAACACACGAAUUUUUUUUCUUUAUAAAUUUGGACUUCGUAUUCGUUAGAUGGAUACAAAUAUACCUACACACAAACAUCAUUAUUGGAGUUAUAGUCGGAUAUUAAAUAAUUACACUGUGCUGAUGUCACUCUGUGUACUAAUAAUGGACUGAAUAAAUAUUUAAAUAAAAGAUCGUGUCUGUAAUUUAAAUCCUUUUUGUUCAUAAUGUAGUCGUUGAUGGUUUUUUUUUUAAUUUUUUGUUUUAAUCGAAUACCAAUAACCAUUUUGGAGCUAAAAAAUAGUAUUUUGUAAAGAAAAAAUAUAAAAAUUUUUUCGACGAGCGAUAUAAUGAAGAGUUAUUUCAUUUCAUUUGUGGUGCUGUUAUUAGUUAUUAGCUAUAAUGUGAUCUUAAGUAGUAAAAAUGAUAAUUUCCAUACCGUGGAGAAGUUAGACUAUCGUGAUAAUGAGGAAAGCUUGGAGCAAUCCGAUUCAAAGGAGAUAGAUGUUGCAUCAAAAGAUGAAGAUUCACUGGACACCAUUUCAACCACCACAUUCCGCCCUGUGCGACUCAACAACUCAUCAAGUUCACCACACCAGAGAGAUACCAAACUUAUGAAUCUUUUAGCUGCUCGACGAAGUGCUCUUCAUCAGGACAGAUUUAGAACCCACAGUCGAGCAGCUACAACAGGACGAACUAAACCUUCAACCGAAGCAACUUCAAAAGCUCCACCCGAUGCCAGAACCGUAUGCGUUCGCAAUUGUACGAAAAAUUUUACCCGACGAACAAGUGCAAGUUGCAUGCGACAAUGCACCAAUAUUCAUCGUCGCAGUAAUUCAACAACUUCUUCCACAAACAAAAACAAUAAUAAUAAUAAUAAUUCUUCUGAAGAAGAAAAGUCACAAAAAGACAAUAAUGAAAUUCUUUUCACCGACGAAUCAUCGCAUGGAUUUUUCGUUGUUGCUAAAGAUGCCAAUGAUACAAUGAACCAUAUUCCAGAGCUUAGAAAGAUGCCAGGAAUUCUAUCUGGAAAUAUGUACAAAGGCAGGCCUAGAAAUAAGCCAAACGGAUCAGUGCAAGUUCCAGAUUCAGAAUCAGAUUCUUAUUUGUAUUUCGGCAGAAAGAUUCCAUCGCUACGUCCAUCGUUCUUGAGUAUAUCAACGGUCAGUGAUGAACAUCCACAAGUUUUUGAAGUGUCUGUUUCACAAAAACCACCACCCAGACCUAAAAGUGCAAAUAAAUUUAAUCCCAGAGAUAGACUUACUUCACCAUUUACAAGAAAGUUAAGUACUGGUAAACUGAGUUCAUUGGCUCCAAUAGUUUCUCCAGAACCAAAACCAGUUACUGAGCCCGAAUCAGUGUUAAAAACUGAUAAAAUACUGAAACCCAUUGAACAGCAACAAAAUGCCAGUGUUGAAGUUACAACUGAAGCAGUAGUGCCUUCCCUAAAGCUCAUUGCAGCGGCACCAUUGUCGAAAGAAGUUCCUUUACAGAUUGAAAGUUCUACCGAAACCUUACCUUCCGAAAAGCCUUCAACUGUGAUGAGCACUCAACCGGAAGUAUCAACUCCUUUGAUAAUAAACGUCAUCGAUGAAGAUGAAACAACUGUUGUUACUGAGACCGACUACGUUACCACUCCCACUGCCUUAGCUAUCGAAGAAGCAAGCACAGAGCUUGCAAAAGUUGAGGCGCCUGCACAUUUCUCCGAGGACAAAACUAAUUUGAUAAUUUUUGUCAACAAAAGUAUGAAUACAGUAAAGCCAUCACCAGCGCCACCUUUAGUCCAAACAACAAUUUUUACAUCAAUUCGGUCUACAGUAAACCCUCCCACAGUCACAAGUGAGGCUUCAGACCCGAUAAGUUCUGUAAAGCCGAGUACAACAAUCUUUGUAGAGCCUGAAAAUGUUGAUGUAACUUCAGCUUCAUAUGAAAAUCCCGAAAUUACAAUUCGUCCAGUAACAGAGCUUAAUCUUGAAACCAAAAGUCCUCUGCCUAAAGAAAGUGAGUUGACACGAUUGAAUAUUGUAACUUAUAUGCUAGCUGGAGUUGGAAUGAUACCAGUUUUUAUUGGAGUAGUCUACCUAGUAAGAUCGUUGAUUUUGAAAGGUUACUCAAAACAUGAUGAAGAUUUUGAUGUUUGCAUAACAGACCAAAAGCCUAUAAGCCCAGUGAAGAAGAUUGAUAAGUAUGAUGAUCAAGAGGAGGAAGAAGAUGAAGAAAGUGGACAAUACGAACAAUGUUCGAUAAGUAGUAGAGAUGAGUUCAACAGAGCUAAUUUAAGACUGAAGAGCUUACUGGGCGAAGGUAAUUUUGGAAAAGUAUGGAAAGCUGAAGCAGACGACUUAAGUGGUCACAUUGGUGCUACGCGAAUUGUUGCUGUUAAGACAGUUAGAUCGGGAAGUUCACAAAAUGAUCUUAGAGAAGAAGCAACUAUUAUGCGGAAAUUGGGAUCACAUCCUAAUGUUGUGACUUUGUUAGGAGCAUGUCUAGAAAGUGAACCUCAAAUGUUAAUUAUGGAAUAUGCAAUGCGUGGAAGGUUGCUUUCACUUUUGAGAGCAGCAAGAAGCGCUACAAACAUUUUACCAGCAUCGGUUCCGGGAGGUAAAAGUUUAGCUCCGUUGUCACCGAGAACUUUGGCUGGCUUUGCUCUUGAUAUUGCAACGGGAAUGGAAUAUAUUGCCGACAAAAGGAUCGUUCACAGAGAUCUUGCUGCUCGAAAUAUCUUAAUAGAUCACAAUGGUAUUUGUAAAAUUUGUGAUUUUGGAAUGUCUACCGAUCUGGAUGUCGUACAGAAGAACUCCGAUAAGCAUUACGAUGUUAAAACUAUUCGGACAGCUUCAAGCAAACUUGAUAAAUUCAAAUUCGACCUGGGAGAACGAUUUAUACAUAAUUGGAGUCAUGGUUUUGGGGCUCAGAAUGCUAAAAAAUCCCAUGAUACACUCGGCAGAAGACCAGCCUUGCCAAUUCGUUGGAUGGCACCAGAAGCAUUGCAAUACAAUGAGUUUUCUAUUGAAACUGAUGUAUGGGCGUUUGGAAUAGUUCUUUGGGAGAUAGCAACUUUAGGUGCAACUCCCUAUUCCAAUUUGUCAGGUCGAGAGGUUGUUCGACACGUCCUCCAAGGGACACGACCCGAACUGCCUAAAGAUGGCCGUCAUGGAUUCUUCGAGUUAAUGUUGCAAUGCUGGCACAAAGUACCUUCUAUGCGUCCAACAUUCCGUGAAGCUCGUGCAGAAAUUUCACGAUCAGUCUGCAAGUGGUUGGAUGAAGAUGCAGCAACUUCAGACUACAUGGACGUAAGUGGAUUCAGUGAGGAUCUGGAACAUGGAAUGGUGUACUUUAACCAAAGGAUAUCAGAAUUCGAAUGCGAGAUAUGACAAUGAUUUUGCCUCCCCCUUCCCCCACGUCUGUGCAUCUUCAAAAUUCUUGGACAGUAUUAUUUAGUAAUUUAUGCCUGAUAUACAUUAUACAAUACAUAAACAUUUAUUUUGUUGUAGUUCAAAUUCAACAACACAUUUAUUAUUAUAUUUCUUUUCGUGCAUUGUUUUUGUUUUUUUUUUAAAUAUAAAUACGCGUAUGGAUAUUAUGUAUUUUAUCAACACACCGCUAUUAAAUUUAGUUUAAUCUAGUCUGCUCAUUAGAAAUAUAAAUAUAUACAAAUCAUAUAAAUAUGUAUUAAAAAUAUAUUAUAAUAUAAAAAUAAAUUAAAACAAAAUUAUAUUUUACACUUAAGGAAAUUUAAUUUUAUGUGAAAUUAUUAUAAGCAUAACAUACACAAGAAAACACACACACACAUACACACAAGUUAUUUGUUAAACAAAUCAUGUUUUUAUUAUUUGUAGUUAACAUUAUCUUGUUAUAUUUAUUUGUGUUGACAUUGAUAUUAUUCAAUAAAGCGAAUUGAAAAUA
This is a messenger RNA of Episyrphus balteatus (marmalade hoverfly), 4449 nucleotides long. RefSeq lists its product as uncharacterized. NCBI's taxonomy places the organism in Eukaryota, Metazoa, Arthropoda, Insecta, Diptera, Syrphidae. Gene Ontology annotation, cellular component: signaling receptor complex. Gene Ontology annotation, molecular function: transmembrane receptor protein tyrosine kinase activity; ATP binding. Gene Ontology annotation, biological process: cell surface receptor protein tyrosine kinase signaling pathway; multicellular organism development; protein phosphorylation. Bases 894 to 3917 code for a protein of 1007 amino acids. The record is from RefSeq and is a predicted model, not a curated record. The transcript is spliced from 6 exons.